ACGUCUGACGCCGCCAGACGUCAUUGGGCGGUAAAAAAGCUGGUAGGAAACGAAACAUCGAGGACAAGAUCUAGCGAAUUUGAUUGGAAAAUCCAGGGUUCGCAACAAAGAUAUGGGCGUCAAUGAGCCUUCUCAUAUCCACACAAAGUCUCAGCAGGACUCGGAAUCCUUAAGAGACAAUGGAUUCGAAUGAUCUCUGUUGUUCCGAUUCCUCUUCCACCCCCAAUGCGGAAAUGGUGGCUUGGAUCUCGUGGAUACCUUUUCCCCCGUCCCCAAGUUCUCAUCCAUCAGCCGAUCUGAUUGGAGCCUUCGCUGUUUGUGUUGUCUAUAACGAGAAUUAACUAAUUGGAUCAAGCACAUGGACUAAAUAGCACAGCACCCCAAGCUGUUGAUACUUAUUAGCUCAAAGACGGUACUCAUACAUCAUCCUCCAGCGCGAACCCCUCCAUUGAUACAAUCUGAGGAUAGGAAGGCCUGUCGACUGCGACGUCUUAGAGAGAAUUCUAGAGCAGGCCAGAGCAGCUGGGUAUCUCAUUCAUUCGUUCAUUUCAAACUAAUUAUGGAUACACUCUAUGCCACAAUGAUGAUGGCAAGUUUCCAACAACAAGGAAAUCGAUCGGCACCAGGCAAAGGAAGUCCCAACAGCAGCAAUGCUCUGUUGGCUCCACGCAAAGUCACAGUGAUCGAUCAUCCUAAUCCUCCAGUAGUUAAAGAAGACAGCAAGUCGCCCACAGCGGUAACCGCAGGCACUGAAAGUAGUAGCCAACAACAACGAGAAAACGGUGAUGGCAGUAAGAGUUCUACAGAAGGCUAUGCGAACCCCCCAUUUUUACCGAACCCUAACCAAACCAUCAAUUCAGCCAAGCGGGACGAGGAUCCACCUGUAUCCGCAACAACAACAACAAUAGAAGAACAACCUCAGACGACGACGCAACAACCGCAACAUUCCUCCCUAGUCUAUGUGAAUCGAGCCAAACGAGCCGCCAGUAAUAGUAUUGUGGAAACAGAAGAAGAGAACAACCAGCAGAACAAGCGAACAUCGGCAUUCUACUCGACAUCCUCUGCGGCGGCAGAAGCCGAGGCAGAAGCAAGACGUCAUAUACGUUUGUCUUGUAUCAAGUCAGCAGCAAGAGCGAUCGAUGGACAACCGCAGUUGAUUGUCAUGUCGGCUACAUCACUUCCAGAUCCUCACCCUGACAAUAAUAAUACCAAGGCGGCCACUCCGGUCAGUCCGGGUGCUGUGGCUCCCACGCCUCCUCCUUUGGAUGGACCCACAGCAACCGCCGCUCCAGCUUCUACUACUACUGUGACGACAAGUCUGAAUCGAGAAACAUCCACCGCGUCGACCGCUACGUCGUCCACGGUGGGAACGGACGUGUUCGGUCAACCCAUCCCGGCACGGGGUGUCCCUCAUGUCUAUCACGACUUUGCAUCGGUUCCAGAUAGUGUGGGAUAUGUCCGCAAAAAGACGGGUGGAGUCACACAGCCCUUUCCGGAAAAGUUGCACGAACUAUUGGAAAAGGAAUCGACGCCGGGUUUCCGAGAGAACGUACAUGCCAUUGUAGGCUGGUUGCCUCAUGGACGUGCCUUUUUGGUACGCAAACCAAAGGAGUUUACCAGAGAUAUCAUGCCCAAGUACUUUCGACAGACCAAGCUGACUUCCUUUCAGAGACAGUUGAACCUGUAUGGAUUUCGAAGGAUCACACAAGGGACGGAUGCGGGAGCCUACUAUCAUGAACUGUUUCUGAGAGGACGGCCUCAACUGUGCCUUCGCAUGGUCCGACAAAAGGUCAAGGGGACGGGACACAAGCAACCCGCGGAUGCGCAGACGGAACCAAACUUUUAUGCGUUGCCGCCCACUACCGCUACGACUAGCACCACUGCCAGUCCAGCCGUCACGUCCGUGGCAUCACCGCCGUCGGUUCCUUCUCUGCCGCCAACAUCGCCACCACCAUGUUCGGCUGCAGCCUUGCAACUGGGAACCGUACACCAUGUACCGUUGGCGGCAGCGGCUCCCACGGCGCCGACCCCAAGAAGAAGCUUCACAGCACAGGUGGAAAUGUCACCCGGGACACAGGGAGUGCAUGGUGCUGCCAGUCUAUUAAAGGGGAUUGCCGCGGGGUUGGCGCCAAGUCGAUUGAACAGUAUCGAGAUCAAUCCCAGUACGGCGGUGCCCUUUCUGGGACCGCCGGUUGACAAACCGUACGAUAGCACUGGAACGAUGCUCGCAUCGGGGCCGCCGUCGUUGUCCUCUGCCAGUGCUACGGGUGCGGUGGCACAGCAGCAGCAGCAAGAAGAAGAACAACAACAAUCUGGCACGGCUUCGUCAUCACCAACGCCCAAGCAAUCUUCCUAUUCCACACUGCUUUGGGGCGGGGGGGCACCGGCACCAAGCCCAGCACCGGCGCAGCCAGGGGCUUCCUUCUUGUGGCCUCCUGCUCCGACGGCGCCUCCGACAUCGACCGAAAAUGAUGCUUCGUCCAAAGGGCCGACGACAGAGAAUCAAGAAGCUGUCUAGCUAGUCAGUCAGGUCAGCUUGCCAUACACCAAGUUCAGGAAUCGAUCGAGCCUUCUGCUUCGAUGACAAAGCGCAACAAACACAACAAUAGAGCCCGCCUGUUAUGCUCUGAAGCUUACUUGUCCCAGAAUCACCAAACAAAGCAACCGCCUCUUAAAUUUCGGCAGUAUAUCCGUGACUGCUGGGUUCGCAUACACACAAGUAGACACGCCUUCAGAAACAAUUGGCUGCGAUACUUGUCCUGUAUCCAACAAGGCGAGAACAAGGCGGGCCCAUGAUAGCUCCCAAGCUACUUAGAAUAGGUGACCACCACAAUUUAACAAGCUAGCUUCGGGAGAACCGGGCUAGCUUUAUAGUAGAUUCAUUAUCUCAUACAC
This is a messenger RNA of Seminavis robusta, 2895 nucleotides long. The record is from the annotation of a GenBank genome assembly. NCBI's taxonomy places the organism in Eukaryota, Bacillariophyta, Bacillariophyceae, Naviculales, Naviculaceae.